UCUUUUGAUUAACGCGCCAGUCGGCAGUGCGUGUUUGCCGCGAGUCGCGAACGGAGGCUGCCUUUUCCUUGUUGUUUUUCCCCGCGAACUGAUAAGCAGAGAAGUUCAAUCUAAUCCCCGAUGAAGUCACUGAUAGUGAUUGUACUCGUGGGUCUGUGCUGCCACAUUGCUCAGUCACAGGAAACCGGAGAAGUAGCCAGCGAAUCGAAUGACGCACUUAGGAUCGAGGAGAGCAAGGCCAACGUAGCCGCCCAGGUGGAGGCCAUGCUGGCGCACUUCCAGCAGGAGGAUCCGCAGGGUCUGCCCGGCGUCCCAGUGCCCGAUCCCCUGGAGGUGCCGAAUGUGAAGAAGAGCAUGGGCAUGGUCAAUCUGGACAUGAAGCAGGUGAAGGCCUACGGACUGUCCAAGUUUCGCAUAGACAAAAUGAAUUUGGACCUGAAGGAGAUGAGGUUCAAUGGUGGCCUCCAGUUGGAUCAGAUGUUGUGCAAGGGCCAGUACACGAUGAGCUCCUUUUUCUCGAAGGGCAGUGGUCCUUUUACUGUGGUCCUGAAGAACGUCUAUGCCGAAGCCACUGCUUUUCUAGCCGUCGAACGGGAUGGCCACUUGGCCGUGGACCGCAUCAAAAUCGAUAUCACCUUCUCGGACAUGACCAUGGACUUCCAGAACCUCGGCCUGGUGGGCAGCGUCUUCCAGAGCGUGGUGAAUGGGGCACCCAAUCUCGUUUUCGAUGCCAUGAAGCCAUUUAUGCUGCAGGAGGCGGACAAGAAGCUGCGCAGCGAGAUCGACACGAUGAUCCAGAAGACUUUGGGAGACCGCCGGCUGCCCAACUCGAUAACCCCGCUGGAUAGCGCCAUUGCGAUGGCCCGCAAGAUGGUGCGGGAGAAGGGCUACGAUCCGUAUCAUCUGCCCGAUGUGAAUCGCACCAUGGGCGUCUUUAGUGUUCAGCUGGCUCACACAUGGAUCAAUGGCAUCUCGAGCUUCUAUCGGGUGGGCAACAUAACCGCCGGGAUGGCCAACAAGACGGUGUCGCUGCUUCUGCAGGUGGGAACCCAACAAAUCACGGGAGCUGGCCAAUGGGAGGUGGGUUUGGGCAUGAUGACCCGCGUCGGUCAUGUCCAGUUCACCGUCCAGCACAUCCGAGCCACCGUGGGCGUAAGUCAAUCUUUGGACACCCGCAAGCGAGCGCAGAUAACCGACCUGCAGUUCGACAUGGGCAACAUUCAGGUGCGUUGCGAUGGAGCCGGCACCUUGGAUUACAUUAUGGAGUUCGCUGUGAAUGUGAUCCCGAACCUGCUGCGCUACCAGAUCAUGGACGCCAUCGAGAAUCCCAUCAAGCAGCGCGUCCAGGAGAAGUUCAACUCGAUCGAUGUGGAGGAGGUGAUCAAGAAUAUGGCGCAGAAUGACUUUAACUUUGAUCCAAAGAUAUUAGGAUUGUAAAUAAGA
Molecule: messenger RNA, 1443 nt
Organism: Drosophila takahashii
Lineage: Eukaryota; Metazoa; Arthropoda; Insecta; Diptera; Drosophilidae
Molecular function (GO): lipid binding
Source: RefSeq, a predicted model, not a curated record